AUGUCGAUUCGUAGUGACUUUCUUGAACAAUACCAUAUAGCUCGAACGAAAUUCAAUACAAUCAAUGAACAACAAGAAACAUCAUAUCAUAAACGACAACGAAUAAUUCUUGAAAAUUCACGUAUAAAUGCUUACAAACAUACACUUAUUCAGUCAAAACGACGAGAAUGGUCUAUAUUUCGACGUAAUGAAUAUUAUCGUUCAUCUCUUCAUCCAGUUCGUCUCUCGACAAAUAUUCGUAAUUCAUUUCAAGUAAAUCAAAAAAAACAAUCACAAUCUUCAAAUAUCUCUUUUUCAAUUAUGAUCAAUACUUUACCUCCUCGAAUCUAUCCAUCAACAUUAAAUAUUCGAUCAGUAUCAUCAAAACAAUCUAUGAAUAUUAAUAUUCUUCAUCAAACUUCUUUUCUUGGUCAAUUCGAUAAAAAAUUCUUAAUCACCAAACAUCUUAUCCGUUCAUCACAUAUCAAUCAAAUACAAUUAAUUCUUUUUGAUCAACAUGCUAUAUCAGAACGUAUCCUUCUCGAACGUCUUCAAGCUCAUUUUAAACAAGAAAAUAUUCAAACAAUUCCUUUUCAAUUAUCUGAACCAAUUGUCAUUGCUCGUAAUCCACGUUUUCUCUAUACAAUUGAACAAAUAUCUUUACUUGAACGUACAGGCUUUAUUUUUUCUUCUAUAUCGAUUCAUAAUCUUCUUGUUCGAGCUGUACCUGGUUGGCUUUUAUCACUUGGACAACGUCAAUCAUCAAAUUCUCUUCUCGAUCAUAUUAUUUAUGAUACAAUCGAUAAUAUUCUUCUAAAAAUAAAUAAUUAUUCAAAUAAUAUCGAAUUAAUUAUAUAUGAAACACUUAAAUCAUUAGCUUGUCAUAAUGCUAUUAAAUUUAAUGAUAUAUUAACGAACGAUGAAUGUCAUCAUCUUUUAAAUGAAUUAAAAUUAUGUUCAAUGCCUUUUAUUUGUGCACAUGGACGAACUUCAGUUGCUAUUCUAUGGGAAUAUGAUAUUAUGUUGGAAAACUAUCAAGUCGAUAUGACUGAACUGAAACAAUUGGCUUCAAUUCACAAAUGGCUUAAAGAAUCCUAA
Messenger RNA from Rotaria sordida, 1077 nucleotides. NCBI's taxonomy places the organism in Eukaryota, Metazoa, Rotifera, Eurotatoria, Philodinida, Philodinidae. The record is from the annotation of a GenBank genome assembly.